UAAAAGAAAAUAACAGCAGUGUGUCAUUGAGAUGAAGAUAAAAUGACUUAGGAUAUGUGUUAAAUAAAAAUCAAUAUGUAACAAUGAUAACUUUGGGAACAAAAUUUCAGUGUAUAGAUAUUAUUUAUAAAAAAUGAGAUUCUCAUCAUGCUCUGCCCUUAGACAAAUUGUAUUUUCGAAAUACAAUAAUUAUGUGACGCUUACAAAUACGGGACAUAAGAUUUUUGACAACUUUCCUCGACUCAUUGCUGCAAGAAAUACGAGCGACGCCGCCAGUCUACCAUUACCACCUUCGGCUACAUUUUUACAAAACGAUGACAAUGCUAAAGUUGUAUUAUUAGGUACCGUGCAUUUUAGUAAAAAGUCUGUGGAGGACGUUUCUGAGAUUGUGAAAGUUCUCAAACCAAAUGCGAUUCUAAUAGAGCUAUGUCGUCAAAGAGUAUCCCUCUUAGAAUUGGAUGACCGAAAGUUUUUAGAAGAUGCUAAAAAUUUAAAUGCACAGAAAAUAAAAGACGCUGUUAAAGGGCAGAGCUUUAUGUCUGGGAUGCUUCACGCCAUGUUAUUAAAAACCUACGCUGAUAUCGCCAAAGAACUGGGGGUAGCUCCAGGAGGGGAAUUCCGUAGAGCAUAUCAUGAGAUGAAGAAAAUCCCAGGAUGCAAAUUAUUUCUUGGCGAUCGGCCGAUACGCAUAACUAUAGCUCGGGCGUUCCAAUCCUUGACUGUCUUAGAGCUUGGACAAGUUCUCUACCACCUGACCACAUCAAAUCCAAAGCCUUUAGACAAAGACCAAUUAGAGAGAUAUAAAGAUAAAGACUACGUACAUGCUCAGUUUGAGGAAAUAACAAGGCAAGUGCCCGCGUUCAAAAAAGUGUUUCAUGUUUUUGUCGACGAACGAGAUAAAUGCCUGGCAUUUUCUUUGCAAGAAUGUGUUCGUAGUGUUGAAAAACCUCGAGUUUUGGGAGUUGUGGGUAUGGGACAUGUUGACGGUAUAAUGAAAUACUACGGUCAGAUGAAGCAAGAAGAUAUUGUACCCCUACUAUUCAACUAAAUCUUCAUGUGAUGAGCUCAAGUUCUUAUUUAUUUUAAUUAAGGAUCCCACGGCCACCGCUUUACAGGGUGUUGAUAGGGAUGGGUAUAAAAUAUACAUUUUAUUUUUUAAUAUUUUCUUUCGUAUACAGGCUUGUAUUUGGUUAAUAUUUAUUGUAUUUUACAAAAUAUAAUUUAAAUAAAAGAGUUUUAUUAUACUA
Danaus plexippus (monarch butterfly) is the source of this 1247-nucleotide messenger RNA. Its product is annotated as traB domain-containing protein-like. The transcript is spliced from 9 exons. Bases 134 to 1048 code for a protein of 304 amino acids. The record is from RefSeq and is a predicted model, not a curated record. NCBI's taxonomy places the organism in Eukaryota, Metazoa, Arthropoda, Insecta, Lepidoptera, Nymphalidae.